GCCCAAAAUCCCUUCCGUCCUCCGCUAAAUGCGAAUCGGAGACAAGGUCGAGGGGAGAUUUCAAUGGAGGAGAAGACCCUGAUGGCCACCAAUAGGGGGAAAAAGAUGGCCAAGCGGGCUUCAAGGCCGAAAAAUGGCAAACCCCCCAAGCGAUAGGCCUAGGCACAUCAAGUGCCUGCAAGUGAACCUCCAUCAUGCAAAGGCGGCCUCUGACGUCUUAUGCAGGAGGUUCAAAACAGAACUCUUGGAUGUCGCAUUCAUCCAAGAACCGUGGGUUUUCGCCGGGGCUAUUAAAGGCCUAAACGACUGUGAUGAGUUGACACAACAGGACUUAGCUGCUGUAUGGACUAAAGUGCCCACUCAAAUGGGAGAACAAGAGGUCGUUCUCGCUUCAGCAUACCUCCCAGGCGACAGCUGUGAGAUGCCCACAAGGGAAGUAAUAGCCCUAGAGGAGUACUGCAGAAGGAGAAAGCUGAAACUAAUAAUGAGCUGUGAUGCCAAUGCCCAUCACUGUGUUUGGGGCAGCUCGGACACCAAUUCUAGAGGUGAGUCAUUUCUUGAAUUUAUCACUAAGAACAACUUAUUUAUUCUUAACCGGGGUAAUGAGCCGACCUUUGUCAAUGCUAUAAGAGGGGAGGUUCUAGACUUGACAAUUUCCUCAACUAGCUUGUCGACCUUUAUCUCAAACUGGCAUGUCUCAAAUGAGGUAUCUAUGUCGGACCACCGGCAUAUUCGAUUCGAUAUAGAAGCCCAAAGAGUAACAAACCAUGUUUACAGAAAUCCCAGAAAAACAAACUGGGAACUCUUUCGCCUCCACAUAGAGCGGGAAGUGAAUGGUUCUACCGCACCAAUUUCAUCCGUCUAUGAACUUGAGGACGAGGCGAGAAAGUUCCAAGAUGUUCUUAAACAAGGUUUUGAAGAGAGCUGCCCACUGAGAACCAAGAAGUCUCAAAGGGAUGUCCCUUGGUGGAGCGAUUCUCUCGGAAAACUAAGGAAAAGAGCCAGGAAACUUUUCAAUAGGGCAAAGUCAACAGGUGACUGGACCGCCUACAAGUCAGCCCUAACCGCUUACAACUGUGAGCUCAGAAGGUCUAAAAGGGCUACGUGGCGUGAGCACUGCGGAAGUAUUUCCUCUCUUCCAGAGGUGCAUCGCCUUCAGAAGGCCCUUAAACUAGAUCAUCCGAAAGUCCUAUGCACUUUGAAAAGACCAGAUGGUACCUACACUGGCACCCCGGAAGAAACCAGCAGGCUUCUGCUAGAAACCCACUUCCCGGGAUGUAUUCCACAAGGCACAUGUCCUUCGACAAACACGGCGAACGCUGUGUGCGCAAACAGGAGGACUAGAGGCCUAGCAGGAAGAAUCGUCAGUGUGGAAAAGAUAUCGUGGGCCAUUUCAACCUUUAGUGCAUAUAAAUCCCCUGGUCCAGAUGGUAUCUUCCCAUGCCUGCUGCAGCAGAGCUUGGGCUUAAUAUCAGGGCCACUAGUCAGAUUGCUGAGAGCAAGUCUCUUACUUGCUCACAUACCAACAACAUGGAGUGAAGUCAAAGUGGUCUUUAUACCCAAAGUGGGGAAAAACUCAGCACAACUCCCAAAGGCGUACAGGCCAAUUAGCCUCAGUUCCUUUCUAGUAAAGACACUAGAAAAACUUAUUGACUUUCACAUAAGGGAUAACUUUCUCAGGAAUAAGCCUCUGUGUCAGAGUCAGCACGCAUACCAGGCAGGCAAAUCUACUAUUACUGCAAUUCAUAGCCUAACUCAAGUCAUUGAAAAGGCAUUGCGGUAUAAACAGAUAGCUUUGUGUGCAUUCCUGGACAUAUCAGGUGCUUUCGACAAUACGUCUUAUGAAGCAAUAUCGACAGCUAUGAUACGAAAGGAUAUUCCUGUCCUUCUAACGGAUUGGAUCAUAAGCAUGUUGAGGUCCAGAACCAUAAUAGCGGAACUAGGAGACGACAGGCAAGCAGUAAAUGCCACCCGUGGCUGUCCUCAAGGGGGGAGUCUUAUCGCCCCUACUUUGGACACUGGUUGUUGA
Messenger RNA from Rhagoletis pomonella (apple maggot), 2029 nucleotides. RefSeq lists its product as uncharacterized. Gene Ontology annotation, molecular function: catalytic activity. The transcript has 2 exons. The coding region runs from base 134 to 2029 and encodes 631 amino acids. The record is from RefSeq and is a predicted model, not a curated record. NCBI's taxonomy places the organism in Eukaryota, Metazoa, Arthropoda, Insecta, Diptera, Tephritidae.